AUGAAUGAAUACGCCGUUUUCAUCGUACACGAACAGGAACAACCGGAAGUACCGGCACUUACAUCGCAAGCCAUCCGUUCCUUCCUGGCCAAUACCAAGGGCAUAUCGAUAUACGACUACUACAUAGUCUACAAUCGAGAGCAUGUCAUCUUCACCGACAACGAUGAACUAUGCUCCGCCAUGAAGCAGGGUGUCACCAUCCUCCUGGACUUCACCUGGACCGACACCAACCGGAUCAUGACCGCCGCGGACAACUUCAACAUCCCGUACAUUCACGCCGACGUGUCGACGCAAACGUUCCUGAAAGUGAUGGAAAACUAUCUCCGGGCACGCGGUGCCAACGACGUGGUCUACAUAUUCGAUUCGACAGCAGCGGCCGAUACGGCCAUCUACUUCCUGAUCACCGAGUCCCAACUGCGAACGAUCAUAUUCGAGCGCCUUAGUGAUACGUCGAUCGAAAGAAUCAAGGCCGUCCGUCCGUAUCCGUCGUUCUUCUCGAUCAUCGCUAAAACGGCCGAUAUGAAUGACUUGUUCAAGAAGGCACUUGCCAGUGGACUGGUUAUGAAACCGGAUAAAUGGAAUUUGCUCUUCUUGGAACCGGACACGGAUGGAUUUGAGUAUCACGAUUCGUAUUCGACCAUGAGUCGGCUUAUAUUGGAUAAGAGUACAUGUUGUAAGCUGUUGAACUUGGAUGGCGAUUGUGCAUGUCCCGCUGGAUUCAAACCAUGGGAAGUUCACUUGGGUAACGUUGUGACAAAGGUUUUGGAAAAGGUCCAACAGAAUCAGUUGCCGUUGACAAGUCAGGAAGAUUGUAGCGCUGUUGAAGCAAGUGGAUCCAACAAUAUUUCAGACAUUAUGAGGGAUCUUCGGAAGGACGACCGUUUCUGGAUGCCUGAUGGAAGUCGAAUGUUGCGUUACAAUCUGAACGUGUCAAUAUGGACGUCAACGGAGGAUGACAGCUCUGCCGCUAUCCAGCUGGGGGCCAUUGAGAAAGGUGCGGUAGUCCCCUUCGAUGGACAGAAAAUCAAACCAACCAAGCGGUACUUUCGUGUUGGAACUACCGAGUCAAUCCCGUGGGCUUACCGAAAACGUGAUACACUUACCAAUGAGAUAGUUUUAAACGAUAAAGGGGAACCUAUCUGGGAAGGAUAUUGUAUAGACUUCCUGCAUCAGAUGUCCAAGGUGAUGAGCUUCGACUACGAUCUGGUAUCGCCGCAGAAGGGAGGCUUCGGCAAGAGGAACAAGGCAGGUAACUGGGAUGGUUUGAUAGGCGAUCUGGUGGUCGGCGAGAUCGAUUUCACUAUGGCUUCGAUGAAGAUGACCGCCGAAAGAGAAGAGGUCGUUGACUUCGUAGCUCCCUAUUUCGAACAGACCGGCAUACUGAUAGUGAUGAGGAAGCCUGUUCGUGAAACGUCACUGUUCAAGUUCAUGACCGUGUUGCGGCUUGAAGUAUGGUUGAGUAUUCUGCUGGCGAUCGUUGCGACGGCCGUCAUGCUGUGGCUACUGGACAAAUUCUCACCGUACAGCGCUAAGAACAACAAGCAAGCCUAUCCAUACGACUGUCGAGACUUCACCUUGAAGGAAAGCUUCUGGUUCGCUCUGACUUCGUUUACACCGCAAGGUGGUGGUGAAGCACCGAAGGCCCUUUCCGCCCGUACCCUGGUGGCCGCUUAUUGGUUGUUUGUCGUACUGAUGCUGGCUACGUUUACUGCCAAUCUUGCUGCAUUCCUCACCGUUGAACGUAUGCAAACUCCGGUUCAAUCUCUGGAACAGUUGUCCCGUCAAAGUCGUAUCAAAUACACGGUCGUGAAGAAUUCCGACACUCACGAUUACUUCAAGAACAUGAAAAAUGCUGAAGACGUACUUUACCAGAUGUGGCGCAAUCUAACCCUAUCUAGCGGAAACGAUCAGGCUCAGUACCGCGUCUGGGACUACCCGAUCAAGGAACAGUACAUAAACAUUCUGGCGGCGAUCGAGUCGGCUAAUCCGGUCGACUCAGCCGACGUUGGCUUUCAGCGGGUCAACGAAGGAUUGGAAGCGGACUUUGCCUUUGUUCAUGACUCGGCGGAGAUUAAGUACGAGAUCUCGCUGAACUGCAAUCUCACCGAAGUGGGAGAAGUGUUUGCCGAACAGCCGUAUGCUAUUGCGGUUCAGCAGGGAAGUCACCUGCAGGAUGAGUUGAGUUACUACAUUUUGGAGCUGCAGAAGGAACGGUACUUUGAAUCGUUGACAGCAAAGUUCUGGAACAAUUCGGUGCGCGGAGUUUGUCCAAAUACGGACGACAGCGAGGGAAUUACGUUGGAAAGUUUAGGCGGUGUGUUCAUAGCGACGCUGGUGGGGUUGGCACUGGCCAUGGUUACUCUGGCCGGUGAGGUGCUGUACUAUCGCCGGAAGGACAGGAAGGGCAAGAUGGUCCAGGUUGAGCCGGCGAAUGAGGGAAGACAAACGAAGGGACGGGAUAAGCAGGCGCUAACAUUUAAGAACUUGCUCAAUACUGCCGAUGUUAAGAACAACUUGAACAAGAUUGUGGAGAAGAAGAUUCCCAAGGUGAUUACAAUCGGCAAUAAGUUUGUGCCGGCAUCGGAGAAGCAGCAGAAGAUAAGCUAUAUAUCGGUGUUCCCAAAGAAUCCGAUCAAUUAGAUUUGGUUCGGAGGGUUGGAGUUUUUGGACGAAUUGUGGAAUUUCAUGUUGUAUUGGGGUAUUGGUAUUAGUACUUAUAGAUUUGCUAAAUUAAUUAACACAGCUGUUUCACGUACAAUAUUGAAUAUGAAGUUAAGAGCAAGUUUCAAAAAUAGCAAUAGUAAAAGCUGGUAGUAUUUUUGUGUAAUGUGCGUUCAGACUACGAUUUAGUAUUUUCUUAACAUUGAUAGCACUUAAU
Molecule: messenger RNA, 2878 nt
Organism: Ochlerotatus camptorhynchus
Lineage: Eukaryota; Metazoa; Arthropoda; Insecta; Diptera; Culicidae
Gene: Ir8a
Product: Ionotropic receptor 8a
Exons: 5
Coding region: 1-2640 (879 amino acids)
Biological process (GO): modulation of chemical synaptic transmission; monoatomic ion transport; synaptic transmission, glutamatergic
Cellular component (GO): plasma membrane; postsynaptic density membrane
Molecular function (GO): transmitter-gated monoatomic ion channel activity involved in regulation of postsynaptic membrane potential; glutamate receptor activity
Source: RefSeq, a predicted model, not a curated record